This is a messenger RNA of Chara braunii, 1596 nucleotides long. NCBI's taxonomy places the organism in Eukaryota, Viridiplantae, Streptophyta, Charophyceae, Charales, Characeae. The record is from the annotation of a GenBank genome assembly.
GGCGGGUGAGCGAGCGAGCGAGAGAGAGAGAGAGAGAGAGAGAGAGAGAACGAGCGGGGGAGAGAGAGAGAGAGAACAAGAGAGAGAGAGAGAGAGAGAGAGAGAGAGAGAGAGAGAGAGAGAGAGAGAGAGUGCUCUAGCAAACGGCUGCAGAAAUUUGUCUGAUGGCUAGCCCGGGGACCGCAAACGAGGAGUUGGCUAUGUCCAGUGUGUCCAGUGACACUAGCGGCGGAGGUGAGGGAUGCCGAGGCGACUCUGUCAGCCCUGGCGGUGGAGCUGAGUCAGAAACCAGCGGCGGCUUUUCCGUUGUGUGGAGGACUUCGGGGGAAGCAGAGGUGAAGAUGGUGCGUAUACUGAAGGAGGAAAUCUCUGAUGAGGAGAUGAGCAUCAGGGAUUUCGAGCAACUGCUUGAGCGAAAGACGGGACAACGAGUCCAAUCACUCUGGUUCCACGGUGUUCCCCUCGAGAAGGAUCGCGCCUCUUACAAGCUGUGUCAUCUCGUACCCCUCUUUGACGCCACUCCGUUGCGAUUCGCUGUCAGUACGGCGUCGAAAAACGACAGCUUGAGAUUGUUCGUGGAGCCCUCAAGGAAUGGGGUGUCUUGCGGCGAUACCCUUGAGUUGUUUCCUGUAAGCGAUGAGACAAGCGUGGAGGGGGUCAAGCGGAUGAUUAAGUCGAAAGGGGGGUACGAUGUGGAGUCACAAGUACUCUAUCUGCAUAAUAAUUCUUAUGAAGCGUUGGAGGAUCGAACCCCUCUCUACUCUCUGGAUAUCGAAAGUGGAAGCACGUUGAAGCUGCACUUAUUGCGGACAGGUGCGGAGGAGGAGGAGGAUUCAGACAUGUUGACAAUGGCUUCCCCUCCCGGCGCAGCGGGCUUUUUCCCCUCGAUAGGGCGAGCAUCUCGUGCGCACAUGAGCAUGCCGCUACCUCCGCAGCCACAUUGUGGCUGCAGAUUCCCGUCAUCUGAUCCGCUUAUGGGCGUCGGCGGAUUCCAGACAAUGUCAUUUCUUCCGCUUCGGGGCUCUGGCGGAGGAUCUUUUCCGCUUGCCGGCGCAUCUCCUCAGCUUCUCGGAGCAUCUUGUCCGCCGCUUGGCGGCAUGGUCGGAUCAUCUCUUUUCACUGAUGUUAGCGAUGACACAUCCAUGGUGCGGGAGUCGUUCUCGGACUCUGCUCCUGAUUGGAGAGUGUGCUCCAAAGGGCUGAACGUCGAAGGGAGCUGUUUAAAUUUUAGACAGAGCUGUCGGGUCACAUAUAACCCGGUGAUUUGUCCUGUCGGCUUCGGGCCGUUUAAUUUGAUGCUGGACAAAGCUCGGUGUCCUCUGUGCGACUCGGAGAUCACCCCCAUCACCUGCGGUUUCUAUGACUGCGAAUGGCGUUUCGAGGGCGUUAAGUCGACCGGCAAGGAGAGUGUCAGCAGCGAUUGGAAGCUUCUGGAGGGCGAGGGGUGUGACGGUGUUGUUGCUGCAAUUGCCAUACUGAUCGAGGGUUUGAGCCUGGCGAGGUGGCUUAGCUGAGUGGAUGGACUUUUUUUUGGACUGUCUGCUGAAGUUUCAACCUGUGUGACCGCGUCGAUGUGAAAACGUCUUGCACGGUGCU